ACUGUGCGCAUCAGCUGGAGAGACAGGGACAUGACUGAUGCAUCGCUCUUCUGGAUUAUGAUUGCUCCGUCCAGGAAUCUUCAUCAAAUGAGGGAUCCUCCUUCCUCUCCGGCAGGUGUUGGUUUUAGUAGAGCCUAAUGCUGUGAGGGGCCUUCUGACUAUGUAAAAGGAUUGCCUAUAACAGAUCAUUACUUUAACAAUACUCGGGAUUAAUACAAUAAAUCCAAUAGGGUGCUGAGGGCUUCUGUCCCGGAAGAGGGUACAGGAGCAUCACCCAAUAUUAAAAGGACAGUUGAACAGAGAAGGCUCCUGCGUGCAUGAGGAUCACUGAGCCGAUAAAAAAAAGUCCUGGACCUCAGGGAGCUGUCGUGGAAGAGUUCCUUCAGUGGCUCAGGCAGCAUGUGUCAGCCAUGCAGGGAUCGCACAAGAGAAAGCUGAGCGCUAAAUGCAGCCCCCUGCGUGAGUUUGGUGGAGGGGCUCUGGAGCUCAGACACUACAAGUCCAUCGAUACAAAGAAUACGCUGAGUGAUGCCGGGGAUAUUAAUUCCAACUCCUCUCGUCCAGAGACUGCUGUGUCUAUGCCAGCCAGCCCAGCGAGGACCUACAGCAGAGGCAGAGGGUCUCCUCUCACGGGAUACGACACAGAUCCGAACAGUGGGAGCUAUAAUAAUCUCUCCAGUGGGGCAAGCUACUACAGCUGUGUCAGUCAGAUCACCAUAGGUUUUGAAGUUAAAGGCCCAGUUUCAAUAGGAAUAUCACACUGGAAACCCUCAUAUGUUCACAAAGAGUCUUCUCAUCCGUUUGAACAAUCCCAGCACAAUCCUGAUGUUCCAACAGCUCCAGUAUCCUGCUCCUUUCUGACACAGAUGGAUUUAUCAGCAUCUUUAUCCUGCCCAACCUCAUUGUCCAUUAUACCUACAGUGUCUCGGAGCAGUAGUCUGGAAACUCUAAGUCAGGACUCAGAAACCAACCAGGAAAUAAGUAUAUCCAUUCAUGGGUCUAAAAACCAAGUACAGAUUCAUCAAAGGAAAAGUGUGGUACAUCAUUUUGUACCGAACGAUCGGAUUGUGGUUAGACACUCCUCGCUUCCUCCUCUCAGAAGGGCAAUAAAAAUGGAGGCCUCGUCUUCUGGCAAGAGCGCACUCUCAAAUGGAAACACAGGAGUUCAUUAUCCAGGUGUUAAGGACAUUAAUAUAUUCUUUGAUGAUUUGGAUGCUGCAAACAGUCCUAAAGAUGAUGACUCUUUGCUGCAUGGUGGCAAUCUGACAAGUAUGUCAGAUGAGGUCAGCAGACUAGAUGCAGAAGGAGAGAUUCCGAUUGUUCCAGAGAAAAACAGAACAAAUGGCUUAUUUUUAAAUGACGGAAAAUGCCGUAUUGAUUACAUACUAGUAUACAAAAAAUCAAGCCCCCAAUCAGAGAAAAGAGAGAUUUUUGAAAGGAAUAUUAGGGCAGAAGGAUUGCAGAUGGAAAAAGAGUUAUCCAUCACCAACAGUGACAUCAUGUUCGUAAAACUUCAUGCUCCCUGGGAGGUUCUAGGAAGAUACGCAGAACUUAUGAAUGUUAGGAUGCCGUUCAGGAGAAAAAUCUAUUACCUGCACCGACGGUACAAGUUCAUGAGCAGGAUGGAGAAGCAGUUGAGCAGGUUCCGUGGAUGGUUGCCUAAAAAGCCUAUGAGACUGGACAAGGAGACAAUACCAGACCUGGAGGAGAAUGACUGUUACACUGCUCCCUUCAGUCAGCAGAGGAUUCAUCAUUUCAUCAUAAAUAACAGAGACACCUUUUUCAACAAUGCCACAAGAAGUCGGAUUGUACAUCAUAUUUUACAGAGAGUUAAAUAUGAAGAGGGGAAAAAUAAAAUUGGACUGAACCGCUUGCUCUCUAACUGCACCUAUGACGCUGCGUUCCCUUUACAUGAGGGAAGUUACAGAAGUAAAAACUCAAUAAAGACUCAUGGAGCAGAAAAUCACAGGCAUCUUCUUUUUGAGUGCUGGGCUUCCUGGGGAGUAUGGUACAAGUAUCAGCCUCUGGAUCUUGUACGGAGGUAUUUUGGAGAGAAGAUUGGCUUAUAUUUCGCAUGGCUGGGUUGGUAUACAGGAAUGUUAUUCCCAGCAGCAAUCAUUGGGCUAUUUGUAUUCUUAUAUGGAAUGUUUACAUUGGAUAACUGCCAAGUCAGCAGAGAAAUCUGCCAAGCCACAAAUGUUACUAUGUGUCCACUGUGUGAUAAAUAUUGCCCCUUUAUGAAGUUAUCAGACAGCUGCGUCUAUGCCAAGGUUACCCAUCUUUUUGACAAUGGAGCAACUGUAUUCUUUGCUGUUUUCAUGGCAGUUUGGGCUACUGUGUUUCUGGAGUUUUGGAAACGAAGACGAGCUGUAAUUGCCUAUGACUGGGAUUUAAUUGACUGGGAAGAAGAGGAGGAAGAAAUCCGUCCACAAUUUGAAGCCAAAUACUCAAAAAAAGAACGGCUAAACCCAAUAUCAGGAAAGCCGGAGCCUUACCAAGCAUUUGCAGACAAAUGCAGCAGACUUGUGGUAUCUGCUUCUGGAAUAUUUUUUAUGAUUUGUGUGGUCAUUGCUGCUGUUUUUGGCAUUGUUAUAUAUCGUGUUGUUACUGUCAGUACAUUUGCUGCCUUUAAAUGGGCCUUAAUCAGGAAUAAUUCUCAGGUUGCUACCACAGGGACUGCGGUGUGCAUCAACUUUUGCAUCAUAAUGCUUCUGAAUGUGCUCUAUGAAAAAGUUGCUAUUCUUCUCACUAACCUCGAACAGCCACGUACUGAAUCAGAGUGGGAGAACAGCUUUACUUUGAAAAUGUUUCUUUUUCAGUUUGUCAAUCUGAACAGUUCGACCUUUUACAUAGCAUUCUUCCUUGGAAGGUUUACAGGAAGACCGGGUGCUUAUUUAAGGCUUAUAAACAGAUGGCGACUGGAAGAGUGUCACCCCAGUGGAUGCCUUAUUGAUUUAUGCAUGCAGAUGGGCAUAAUAAUGGCACUGAAGCAAACAUGGAAUAACUUCAUGGAACUUGGUUACCCGUUGAUCCAGAAUUGGUGGACACGCAGAAAGUUAAGACAAGAACAUGGUGCUCAUGGGAAAGCUAGCUUUCCUCAAUGGGAGAAAGACUAUAACCUGCAACCCAUCAAUGCUUAUGGAUUAUUUGAAGAAUACCUUGAAAUGAUUCUUCAGUUCGGUUUUACUACCAUAUUUGUGGCUGCAUUUCCACUUGCACCGCUCCUUGCCUUACUCAACAAUAUUAUAGAAAUCCGUCUCGAUGCUUACAAAUUCAUCACUCAGUGGAGGAGACCAUUAGCUUCACGAGCCAAGGACAUAGGUAUUUGGUACGGGAUUCUAGAAGGCAUUGGGAUUCUGUCAGUUAUCACCAAUGCGUUUGUCAUAGCCAUUACCUCGGACUUCAUUCCUCGACUAGUUUAUGCCUAUAAAUAUGGACCUUGUGCAGGGCAAGGACAAGCUGGAGAAAAGUGCAUGGUUGGCUAUGUAAAUGCCAGCCUUUCUGUCUUCCUUGUCAAUGAUUUUGAAAACCGCUCAGACUCUGAAUUUCAUGCAAGAAGAUUAAAUGGAUUUCCUGUGAAAUAUUGCCGGUACCGAGACUACAGAGAUCCACCUCACGCUUCUGAGCCAUACGCUUACACACUACAGUUUUGGCAUGUUCUUGCUGCACGCUUAGCUUUUAUCAUUGUGUUUGAGCAUCUGGUCUUUUGCAUAAAGAAUCUGAUCUCCUACCUGAUACCAGACCUUCCUAAAGACUUGAGGGAUCGAAUGCGAAGAGAAAAAUACCUUAUACAAGAAAUGAUGUAUGAAGCAGAACUGGAGAGAGUACAAAAGGAGAAGAAAGAGAGGAAGAAAAAUGAGAAAUAUCAGCAUAACGAGUGGCCCUAAUUGGGAAUGAAGAGAGAUAAUAUUUACCAAGAGAACUAGAACUGGUAUCUUACAACUUAUUGCAUGGAAACAAGAUACGAGGCCACGGCACAGCAUUUGAACCCAGCAACUGAUCUACUGUGAAAUGAUCUUGCUAUGUGACAUUGCGUGUUUCUAGUUACACAGCGAGCAUGUGAUCACUGGAAGACACCUUCUGCUAUUUAAACUCUAUAUACAGAAAAGGAUUCAGUCAGACAUUUUUCCACCUUUUUGUACUGUUUAUUUUGCAUAUUGCUUCCGGUGUUUUACAAAGUGUGAAUAUUCCCACUAGUCUCUGACUUAUAGGAUAUCUUCCAUUCGAUCACCAGACUUGGAACUGCAAACCUGUUUACAGCGCAAUAUGUUUUUGUACUUCAGAUAUUUCUGAGGAAAGUUUCUAUAUUGUUGUACAUCCUAUAUAAAUGUAAAUAUGUGUACAUAGUUCAAGAAGCCUCAUGUUUGUACAUAGCCAAAACUAAACGGAGAAUAUUACAUUUUCAAGCAGAAAAGGUUCUUGGGCAUAAAGCCACAUUUUAUGCUUGUAUAAUGUGAUGCAAUAAAUUGAAUUAUGCACCUGAAA
This is a messenger RNA of Pseudophryne corroboree (corroboree frog), 4485 nucleotides long. It is a transcript of the gene ANO4, whose product is annotated as anoctamin 4. Gene Ontology annotation, cellular component: plasma membrane. Gene Ontology annotation, molecular function: protein dimerization activity; intracellularly calcium-gated chloride channel activity. The transcript has 29 exons. Gene Ontology annotation, biological process: chloride transmembrane transport. The coding region runs from base 318 to 3887 and encodes 1189 amino acids. The record is from RefSeq and is a predicted model, not a curated record. NCBI's taxonomy places the organism in Eukaryota, Metazoa, Chordata, Amphibia, Anura, Myobatrachidae.